CCCGUUUUCGAGCUGCACAUCUGUCCAGGGCUGCAGUACGGUGGUGGGUUCAGCUUCCCGCUCCCACUGGAAAGGCGUCUGUAGCCUUGGGAAAGGCAAAAGGGGUGAGCCCCGGGGUGUUUCUCCGGGUACUCUCAAGUGCAGCUCUCCAGGAUCCAGGAGUUUGAAGUGGCAGCAGAAAAUCUGGAUUCAAAGACGGCGUGUGCCCACCGUGCGCUGGCCGGGCUCUGAAACGUGAGUUUCCAAGGACCAUGACCACCCUUGAGUAGGCUGAUCAUACCAGUACAGAAGAGAGCUCUUUAAAAAAAAGAAAGAAAGAAACAAAGAAGCCCAACUAGAAAGGUCUUGCUUUCAUGGAGAAAGUAGAACUACCAACAAAAGAGGACCUGGACUUUUUUUACCCAGAAAGAACCACUAAAAACAUCUGUGUGGAAACAAGCCCACGUCUACUCAUAAAAGGGAUAAAAUAAAAAACGAACAAAAGAAUCCCCUGCCCUUUGGGAUGAUAUUUGUAUCAAUAUUUUCCCCAUAAAAGGCUAUAAAAGAAGAGCAAAUAUUGUUUUCUAGAGACUGAAAGAGUGUGUUGCAAAAAAUGGAAUCAACGGUGGCGGAAAUUCAGGUAGAAAGCAAGGAUGAGAAGGAGUCUAUAGAGAUAAGUCCUCAGCAUGAGGAGCAGGUUGAAAAAGCAUCCAUGAUUUGUUUUAAAAGAAGAAAGAAAUCAGCCAAAGCUUUGAAGUCAAAGAAUUGUUCCGAAAAAGCACUCCGUCACACUGGUCCGUGUGGCGCCAAGGAUCCCACAGAAGUGGAAGCUUCAGAUCAGUUUCAGUCACCAGGGGGGACAUGGGCAGCAAUCAGACGCUUGGUCACUCGUCGGAAAAGGUCAAAAUCUUCAAAGAAAGAAGUCCCCUUAGAUGCUAAAGCACAACCUACAGAAAACACUUAUGACACCAAACUUGCUAAGAAAACGGCUCGAUCCAGGAUUAAAAUCCCCUGCAUAAAACUCUCGAGAAGCAAGAAAAAAUGCAGCCAUUCCCAAAUUAUUGAAGAAUCUGAAUGCAAUAUGAAAGUAAAGGAAGUUACAGACAGUUUAGGUACAGAGAUUCAGAGUCCUCAGGAUGCUCCAGCUGUAAAGGAUAAAUUAAUUGCAGACGUAAGUGGUGGUAGCUCCCAGGCAGAUAGUGUAAGCGUGCCACAAGUUAGUCACAUCAGCUCUUCUGGGGAGAACGUGGCUUCCAUAGAACUUGGCGUUGAUACAGAAUCUUGUGCCAUUCAAACAGCAGCGUUAAUCCUUGAAAAAGGUAUUGAGGAGACAGAAGAGAAACAGGUUGUAAACCUCCAUCGAGGAAGCCUCCCUGAGAUUUCAGAAAUGGGACACCAGCUACCUAAGGAGAAUACGGAGGUUGGUAGCGUUGUGGCACCCAAUGAAACCCCCACUGAGGCACCUGCAACCCCAGAGACACAGAUCACAGAAGAAACAUUGAAGGAUGUCACAGAACAGAAGCCAAAAGAGAAAGAACAUGAAGAUGGAGUGACUGCUUCAGAAAAGAACAAGUCAAAAGACACCAUAUUGUGCUUCAGGAAAUCCGCUUUUGAAGAAAAUACAGGAGGUCCGAAGAUGCCCCCAUUAGAAGAAAGCAGAAGGAUGGAACCGAUUGCUAUUAUUGUCACAGACACUGAAGUCAGCGAAUUUGACGUAAAGAAAUCCAAAAAUGUCCCUAAGAAAUUCUUCAUAUCGGUGGAAAAUCAGCAAAGUGAGCCAUUUUCUAAUGCUGUGUCAUCCAAAGGGGUUAAUGGUUUUGAGGGCAGAACUUCUGAACAGUAUGAGAAGCUUUUAAUAGAAACUGCUUCCUCGCUUGUCAAGAAUGCCAUUCAGUUGUCUAUAGAACAACUGGUGAAUGAAAUGGAUUCUGAUGAUAACAAAAGAAACAAUCUUAUAUAAAAGACCAGAAUUUCAGCUCAUG
Molecule: messenger RNA, 1961 nt
Organism: Phascolarctos cinereus (koala)
Lineage: Eukaryota; Metazoa; Chordata; Mammalia; Diprotodontia; Phascolarctidae
Gene: AKAP5
Product: A-kinase anchoring protein 5
Biological process (GO): positive regulation of adenylate cyclase activity
Cellular component (GO): plasma membrane; postsynaptic density; excitatory synapse
Molecular function (GO): molecular adaptor activity; glutamate receptor binding; beta-2 adrenergic receptor binding
Source: RefSeq, a predicted model, not a curated record